This is a messenger RNA of Drosophila ananassae, 1558 nucleotides long. Its product is annotated as protein gurken. NCBI's taxonomy places the organism in Eukaryota, Metazoa, Arthropoda, Insecta, Diptera, Drosophilidae. The transcript has 4 exons. The coding region runs from base 351 to 1352 and encodes 333 amino acids. The record is from RefSeq and is a predicted model, not a curated record. Gene Ontology annotation, molecular function: receptor ligand activity; epidermal growth factor receptor binding. Gene Ontology annotation, biological process: epidermal growth factor receptor signaling pathway.
CCCCAGUCUCUUUUCCGACGUGCGCGCAACAACACCUUCGUAAAGCCAAAGGCAAAGAAGCAGAGGAGCCCGCUUCCCGUGCUGUUCUGCCGACUUCUGCCGUCCUCUAAUCUAAAUAAUUCAUUUGAAAAUUUAAUUAAAAUGAUUCACGAAUCCUAAUAACAAUUAUAAUGUCAGAGCCUUUUCGCGGCUGGAUUGCUCUUCCAUAAAAUCCACAAGCCACAAGCCCCAAGCGCUAUAGCCCCCAAGGAGAUGCAAGUGUGUAAUAUGUUUCUGUUUCUGUUGCGACGCCAAAUUGCAUUUGCGGCCAGCACGCCGCCUCUCGAUCCCUAGAUCGUAUCAUACUAUAUAUGUUCUAUAUCAUCGUUUUCCAAAUAAUAUAUAAUUUUCCUGCUUUGGUGGACAAAUUUUGGUGGUCCACCCACUCUUCGACGCUAGUCAGCGUUCCUCCAAUGAUGCCAAUCCCAAUUAUCCAAAUAUUCAAAGUAAUUUUCGUGCUCUCAACAAUUGUCGCCGUCACAGAUUGUUGUUCGAGCCGGAUCUUACUUCUACGAGAGCAUACGCUUAACAUUGUGCAGCAUCAGCACAAUCACCUCCACGAGCACGCCCACGAGCUGCAGCAGCAGGAGAUGGCCUACGCCAGCCAGUGGGAGCUGCAACAGCUCCAGGAGCAACAGCUGCUGGAGGCAGCAGCCCAGGAGGCUGCGUUAGAAGCCAACCCAGAUCUGGAGCUAGGCAUAGAACCCAUCAGUGCCCAGUCGGUGGAGACGUCCACCGAAUCCAGUUUGGCUUCAGAGAUCCUUAGCUCCAGCACUUACUCCUGGUCAAUCGUAGACAGCAGCACACCCGUCACCUCCGAGAUCACGACUACGCCAUCCACCACAGUGACGCACACUGGAGAGCCGCCACCCGACCAGAGCUCACCCAGCACGUUCGCCGCAAGCCCAACCACCGUGCCCGCCGUAGACGAGGGCAAGAGGAAGAACGCCACCGAGGUCCAGCUACUGCCCUGUAGCGAGGAGUACAAGGCGAACUUCUGCCUGAACGGAGGACGCUGCUUCCACCAUCCGAUGGUCAACAGCAAGGUCCUGCACUCCUGCCUCUGCAAGGACGACUACGUGGGGGAGAGAUGCGAGUACAAGAACUGGAAUGGUGGCUUCGUCUACGUACCGCCGAUUGAGAAGCGCAAGGUCCGGAUGGCGCACAUCGUCUUCUCCUUCCCCGUGCUCAUCAUGCUCUCGUCCCUCUACGUGCUCUUCGCGGCCGUAUUUAUGCUCCGGAAUGUGCCGGACUAUCGCCAGAAACAGCAGCAGUUGCACCUGCGCAAGCAGCGCUUUUUUGUUAGGUGUUAGAUGCCUAUAGAGAUGAAGGAUCUCUCUCUCCAAUCCUGUACUUUGUUUUGGAAACAAUUUUUGGUUUCACUUUCGUAUUUGGGGAUUCAUUAUUUCUGUUUUUUUGUUGAAAUUCUAUGUUGACCAGGAUGUUGUCAGGAUGCCAUGUUGUUGGCGCUUUAAUUUAUUGAAUACAUUUAGUUUCUCUUAGUAGGAUUCUCUAUUUA